Xiphophorus couchianus (Monterrey platyfish) is the source of this 2250-nucleotide messenger RNA. It is a transcript of the gene tpbg, whose product is annotated as trophoblast glycoprotein. Gene Ontology annotation, cellular component: plasma membrane. Bases 533 to 1627 code for a protein of 364 amino acids. Gene Ontology annotation, biological process: negative regulation of canonical Wnt signaling pathway. The transcript has a single exon. The record is from RefSeq and is a predicted model, not a curated record. Lineage: Eukaryota; Metazoa; Chordata; Actinopteri; Cyprinodontiformes; Poeciliidae. Gene Ontology annotation, molecular function: protein binding.
CUUGUGAUGUAGCGCUCCCUCCUGCUGCUGGGCGGUCAGAAAGCUGGAAGUGCGCUUGGUAGAGAGAGAGAGAGAGAGAGAGAGAGAGAGAGACAGCGAGAGAUACGCUGCGCCUCUGUCUGGAAGAAAAGGUGGCUUUGUCUGGAAACCCGCUGCCAGAGUGACGUUCAGGACCGUCUUUCUUUCUGCGUUUGACUUCAUUUCUUCCCGCUUCCCCCCAGAGCCUGAAGGAUCCUCGCGCAGCUUUGGAUGAUGGAGAGGAAAAAAGCUGAUGUUUGUGAAAGCUGUCGAAAAAGUGCGCAGAAGUUCCUUGAAAAUGCAGCCUCUUCUAAUACGCGAGUUUUGGUAACCCCCCCUUCACGCGGCCGGUUACAUGGAGGGGCUACAGGAAGCUGUUUUUAAUCGGAUUAAGGAGAAAAACUCUGAUGAAAAACUUUGUUCCAGACGGAAAGACGAAGCGGUGACUUGCUGAAAAGCAGUUUUUCCCCCCCUCCUCCCUCCUGCAUACACUGAUUUGUGCGCCUCCCAAAAAAUGCGCCCGGGGAGACCUCACAAGUCCGGUAUGACGCGCCUGCUGCUCCUCCUCGUGCUCGCCGUGUCCUGCCGCUGCUGUCCGGACAAAUGCCUGUGCUCCUUAGAAACUGUGAAAUGCCAAAACCAGGACUUCGUCGAGAUGCCACCUUCCUUACCAGCCAAUACCAAAUCCCUGUUCGUCACGGGAAACAAAAUCGCUCAAAUAAGCGAUUCCUCUUUCCCCACCCGUCUGGAAAAGCUGUCAGAAUUGUACCUGAGCGGCAAUGAGAUGGAGUAUGUGCAUGCAGGGGCGUUCAAAAACUUGCCAAACCUUGUACGGCUGGACUUGAGUAACAAUUCAUUCCAGAAUUUCAGCGAAAGCGCUUUCCCUGAUGAUAGUAAACUGCAGUUCCUCAACCUCAGCAGGUCUCUUAACAAUUACACCACCCUUCAUUUCUUUGUCCAUGCAAACCUUUCCAACCUCACCUCCCUGGACCUGUCCAACAACGAUCUGCUCUUACUGCCGGACGGCAUGUUCAAGGGCCUCCCCGGCCUGGCCACCCUGAACCUCCGCAACAGCUCCCUCAUCAAGUUCCAGAGCGUGGACAAGAACGGGGCUCUGCCGGCGCUGAGUGACCUCGACCUGAGGGACAACAACCUGAAGGAUCUGCCCAACGCCACGAUGGCUGGCUUUGACCUCCGCCUCGACCUUCGCGUCCAGCUAGCAGGGAACCCGUGGCGCUGCAACUGCUACAUCAGCGACCUGCUGGCGUGGCUGAAGGACUCCACCCAGGUGGUGGACAAGAUUGAACUGACCUGCGCCGAUCCCGAGGCCGUGAGGCACCGGCCCCUUCUGCAGGUGCAGCAGUCCCAGCUGACGUGCACGGGCGACAUGGAGAGGGUCCUGAAGACAUCGUACGUCUUCCUGGGCCUGGUGCUGGCCCUCAUCGGGGUCAUGUUCCUGCUAGUGCUCUUCUUGAACAGAAAGGGCAUCAAGCGAUGGAUGUACAACAUCCGGGACGCCUGCAGGGACCACAUGGAGGGGUACCACUACCGGUACGAGAUCAACUCUGACCCGCGCCUGGCCAACCUGAGCAUCAACUCGGACGUGUGAGGGUGGGCGAAGCGGUGGGAAAGGGUGGGGGGCAAUGUGAUGGACUCGGCAAUUAAAUGACUCAAUGCUGUUCAACUUUUGCAUGAAAGUCUUCCUUCCUUCUUUUGCCCCCUCCCCUCCCCGCAACCUCCAAAACACAGCACAACGACGCCAUUCAGAUGCUGCAUCCGUCAACGCUUUUGAUUGCCCUCUGCUGCAUGUCCAACUCAAAUGUUUGGCGGCCGUCAUGCCAGCUGCGGUUUUUUUCCCUCUGUGUUGCAUUGCAUGGACGAUGACUCAAGGCAAUUUUCUUUUUUGAGGAAACCUCCUGCAAAUUGUCUUUUUACUUGCCUAUAAGGACAACUGAAUGGAGUGCUGCAACUUUUAAGUGAAACGCCACCUGUCAACUGCGUCCUAGACGAUGGGACUCUUGCGGGAGAGAGAUGUUAUACUGCUUGAGUUUGUCCUCUUUUUUUGGGAUGUAAAGAUGUCAUGCAGUGCAAACUAUGCCUUUUUCUGGACUGAUUAUAAUACACAUAGCAUAGUAAAUGGAUUUUGUAGAUUUAGGUGAUUGCUCUGUUUAUUUUUACUUUUAUUUUCCUGUAAGGAUAUUUAGCUAAAUAAAUUUUAAAAAAGCAUCUGGA